Molecule: messenger RNA, 5091 nt
Organism: Xyrauchen texanus (razorback sucker)
Lineage: Eukaryota; Metazoa; Chordata; Actinopteri; Cypriniformes; Catostomidae
Product: astrotactin-1-like
Exons: 26
Coding region: 1-4326 (1441 amino acids)
Biological process (GO): neuron migration; neuron cell-cell adhesion
Molecular function (GO): protein binding
Source: RefSeq, a predicted model, not a curated record
AUGUCCUCAUUGCGAGGCAAUGACCAUAGCAACGUUGCAGUUGCAGCUCGCUUCUGUGAUGAGCUCUCGAAAGCAGCAUCGGAGAGCAGGCAUGUCCUGUCUGAUGCAGAAACCUCCGCUGGGCUUCCCCCCUCGGGUGUGGUCGGCCAGUCACAGGUGGACGCUAAAAUGACGGACAUGCUUACCCGGGCCAUCACGAGCGGUGGGCUAGAGUGGAACCCUCGCAGCUGGACGAUUGUCUUAAAACCUGCGUUUAUCAAUUAUUUUCGUGUAAGCAGCAAGUCCGGAGGUUCGUGUGUUGCAAACCCAUUCCCCGCUCAUCAUCCUCCAGCUCCCAGUUACUGCAGCAUCCUGGAAACGCGGAGCCGAAGCCGCCGCACAGUCUCCUGCAAAAUGCUACCACCUCACUCCGGUCUGCUUACCGGGAUUUUGUGGAUUGUCAUCCUCAGUUUCGCUGUUGUGCGAUGCCUGAACGGCGAAGAAGAUCAGUCGCAAGACAUGGAGUGCAAAAUGAAAAGUGUGACAGUGUCAGCUUUGCCGUUUUUGCGAGAGAACGACCUGAGCAUCAUGCACAGCCCGUCGGCCUCCGAGCCUAAGCUGCUGUUCUCCGUCAGGAAUGAUUUUCCCGGCGAGAUAGUCGUUGUUGACGACCUGGAAAACACCGAGCUCCCGUACUUUGUGCUCGAGAUCUCUGGGAACUCGGAGGACAUUCCGCUGGUGCGCUGGAAGCAGCAGUGGUUGGAAAAUGGUACUUUGCUUUUCCACAUCCACCAUCAGGAUGGCAAUCAGAACUUGCCUGGCCCAGCGGCCACAUCUUACCCUGCUAGUGACUCUGCAGAGGAGGAACUUCGUAUCCUGCACAUCUCGGUCAUGGGUGGCAUGAUUGCUCUUCUGUUGUCCAUCCUUUGCUUGGUAUUGAUCCUGUACACUCGUAGACGCUGGUGUAAACGUCGCCGGGUCCCUCAGCCACAGAAGAGUGCAAGUGCAGAAGCUGCCAAUGAAAUUCACUACAUCCCCUCUGUGCUGAUGGGUGGACAGGCACGGGAGAGUUUGAGAAAUUCCCGCGGGCAGGGCCACAACUCCAGCGGCACUCUCAGCAUCCGCGAGACACCGAUUCUGGAUGGAUACGAGUACGACAUCACUGACCUGCGGCACCACCUUCAACGGGAGUGCAUGAAUGGCGGUGAGGACUUCACAAGUCAGGUGACCCGUACACUUGACUCGCUUCAAGGGUGCAAUGACAAAGCUGGAAUGGACCUCACCCCAGGGAAUGACAGUACAAAAAUGUCCCAAAUGGGCAAAUACAAGGAUAACAUCAUAGCCACCAGUCCUGUUGACAGCAAUCACCAGCAAAACACACUCUUCCCACACAACACCUCCACCAACCAGCGCAAACGUCUGUCCAGUAAAACGCACACGGGUUCAGCUUUCCUGAACCCGGACGGAGACUCUGGAACGGAGGCUGACAGUGAGCCUCAGCUGACCUUCUACACCGACCCAAACCGCAGCCGCCGUCGCAGUCGAGGUAUGAGAAAUGGUAACGUCAACACAGCGUGGGGCUCUGGGGGUUCCCCGCGUAGCCCUAUCAACAAGACCACCUUAACUUUGAUCAGUGUUGUGAGCUGUGUGAUCGGACUCGUCUGCACGUCUCACCUCACCUGCAGCCUCAAUGUCCGAGUAAUUCUUCAUGUUCCGGAGCACCUAAUUGCGGACGGCUCCAGAUUUGUUCUGCUGCAGGGCAGCCAGUUGGAUGCAUCUGAUUGGCUGAAUCCAGCUCAGGUGCUGCUGUACUACCAGCAGAAUGCCAGCGGUCCUUGGGUCAAUGAUCUGUGUGGCCGUCGCCUCUUGGACCCCUGUGAGCACCAAUGUGACCCAGAUUCAGGAGAAUGUCUGUGUUUUGAUGGCUACAUGAAGGACCCCGUUCACAAGCAUCUAUGCAUUCGCAAUGAGUGGGGCCCAAAUCAGGGCCCGUGGCCCUACACGAUUUUCCAACGUGGCUUUGACUUGGUGAUGGGAGAACAGCCAUCUGAUCGCAUUUUCAGAUUCACAUACACUCUUGGCGAAGGCAUGUGGCUGCCACUUAGCAAAAGCUUUGUCAUUCCUCCAGCUGAGCUGGCCAUCAACCCCUCUGCCAAAUGCAAGACAGAUAUGACUGUCAUGGAGGAUGCAGUGGAUGUCAGGGAGGAAUUGAUGAUUUCUUCAUCCUUUGACAGUCUGGAGGUCCUCCUCGACUCCUUUGGGCCUGUGCGAGACUGCUCAAAAGACAAUGGAGGCUGUAGUCGAAAUUUCCGUUGCAUCUCUGACCGCAAGCUGGACUCCACCGCUUGUGUUUGUCCUCCUGGUUUGAGCCCAAUGAAGGACGGCACAGGUUGCUAUGACCACCACAUUGGAGUUGACUGUUCUGAUGGCUUUAAUGGAGGCUGUGAGCAGCUGUGCCUUCAGCAGCUGGCACCUCUGGAAGAAGACCCCACUCUCUACAACAUCCAGAUGUUCUGUGGAUGUAUUGAAGAUUAUAAAAGAGGAGCAGACGGGCGCUCCUGUCAGCCGCUUUCAGAGGCAUGCACUGAGGGAGUGGACUGCGGGGACACAGCUGACAUCCCAGCCAACCAGACUGUGUUUGGGGACCUCUUCUAUGGCUACAAUAACCACACCAAAGAGAUUACAUCUGGACAGAUUCUUAAGGCCACCUUCAGGCAGAAAAAAUUUGCCCGUGGCAUCGAGCAGCAGCUUCCGGAUGGCAUGGUGGUGGCGUCUGUACCAACUGAAGCUCAGUGUCAUGAGGAGCUGUCUGACCCAGUGCCUGAUCCAGAGUACUUGACUGGUAUGGUAAACUACAGUGAGGUUACUGGUUACCCCUUGGUUCAGCACUGGAAGCUGCGGUCCAUUAUGUACCAUGUGAAGCUUAAUCAGUGGACCCUCUCUCAAGCCUUCAGUUUAGCAGUUCACUCACUGGAAGGGGCCACUCUCCGCAGUGACUUUGUGUCCAUUUUAAAAGAGUUUGGCAACCAUUUUAUCCAGGAGGCAGUGUAUGGCUUUGAGGAAUCCUGUACCAUAUGGUACCCCAACAAGCAAGUCCAACGUCAGCUAUGGUUGGAGUAUCAGGAUAUCAGCAAAGGAAACUCUCCAUCGGACGAGUCUGAGGAGCGGGACAAAGAGCCGCGCACUCUCACUUUUCCAGCAUACAUUGCCAGCCUGCUGGACUCGGGUGCCAAGCGCAUGGCGGCGGGGGUGCGCAUGGACUGCAGUAGCCAGGGUCAGUGCCCGCUGUCCUGCCACCUCUGCCACAUGAGCCCUGGGCCUGCACGUCCUGCAGAACCUGUGCUGCUCAACAUUACUAAAGCCAUGCCAAUCUAUGAACUGGUCAACAGCAAUGAGACCUACCAGGCUCUUCAGGAUGCAAUGAUGAGUGUGUUGUGGUGCUCUGCUAAAGGUGAUGUCAUUGAUGACUGGUGUCGAUGCGACUCUAGUGCUUUUGGCACAGACGGACUCCCUACCUGUGCUCCUCUGCCUCAGCCUAUGCUCAAGCUGUCCCAUUCAUAUGAGCCUAGCAGUUCAUUGGUCAUCAUAGAAUGGAAUCAUGCAGAGCCACCAAUCGGAGUGAGAAUUGUUGAUUACCUCAUCAGUCAGGAGAAGGUGACAGAGCGGACUGAUCACUCCAAAAUUGAGACAGAGACCAUGUUGAGUUUCGUGGAUGACAUCAUGUCGGGGGCCAAAUCUCCAUGUGUGAUGCUGGGGGACAUCCCUGAUCCCCUGUCCUCUAUUUCUUUGAUCAUACGCUGCUUGGAGCCAGACAACACAUAUAUGUUUCGGCUGUGGGCGGUGGAUAACACAGGUCGGCGUUCAAGUCCCAGUGAGGUCACCAUUAAAACACCAUGUCCCGCAGUGGAUGAUGUCAAGGCUCAAGAAAUAGCAGACAAGAUUUAUAAUCUGUUCAACGGCUACACCAGCGGGAAGGAGCAGCAGACGGCUUACAACACACUGAUGGAUCUGGGAUCACCAACCCUCCAUCGAGUGCUUUAUCACUACAACCAGCGCUACGAGAGCUUUGGAGAGUUCACCUGGCGCUGUGAAGAUGAACUGGGGCCCAGGAAAGCAGGAUUGAUUCUGUCUCAGCUGGAUGAACUCAGCGGCUGGUGCCGUGGGCUUCUCCAGGAACCCAAAAUUGGCUUGCGCAGGGCAUCACUCAAAUAUCUGUCUUGCCGUUAUACAGAUACCAAGGCAUUCGGGCUUAGCUGGGUGAACCUCGGCCAAGACUUACGCAAGGCCUGUGAGGAUCAGCUGCUCUCUGUUAUGUACAAUGAUUAUGGAGAACCCAAGGAACUGUAAAUGACAGACAACCAGAGGACUAGUCAGGGGCUAGAAGCAUUCAUUCCUAAACACGGCCAUCUUUUUUUUCAGUCUUAAACUCUUUAGGGCUUCUCUAUAGAGACUGAUCCAUCCGUUAAAGGUAACAGUUAAUUGGCUAUUUAAUGAUGAAGAGGACAAUAUUUUGCAAACAGCUUGUUAAUACUAUGAGCAGUCCAUACACAGUAUCUGAUUUAUCAAUAAGCAUUCAAGUUUCAAAAGCUCUGAUCAUGUACAGUGUACAUUCAAAGGGAAGUCAUUUGAAGUGGCACUUAGGUAUAGUGGUGCAUUUUGUCAAAUAGUGCAUACACCAUCUUGUAUAGGUAGGAAUUUUCCACAAAAAAACUAAAACUUUAUCUUCUUUAUGUGCUGAAAAUGUAUGUCUCUCUGUAGUGCAUAUAGAUAUGGAAACUAUGAUAGACUUAUAGCUAAUGUAAAUGUUAAUUAAUCAAAUAUAAUUUCAUAAAGUAAUGACUGUAGUGUUUAAGGUAAAGUGCAGGAGUUAAAGGAACUGUACAUGUGUUUUUUUUUAAAGCAGUGAUAUGAAAAUUAUCAUUUUAAAGUUGUGUACAUUAACAUGUCUUGUUUGUUUUAUUUCAUUUACCAAUAAAAUAGCUCAAAUUACUUAAAUCAUUGCUUUUUUAAUUGUUGAGAACUGAAGAAAAAAAUCUGAAUGAAUAUUAAACAUUUAUAUUUAAUAGUUAUUCUUUGAUAUUUUCACAAUUUUACAAUUGUGUACAUUCACAU